This is a messenger RNA of Dictyostelium discoideum AX4, 225 nucleotides long. RefSeq lists its product as hypothetical. Lineage: Eukaryota; Evosea; Eumycetozoa; Dictyosteliales; Dictyosteliaceae. The record is from RefSeq and is a predicted model, not a curated record. The transcript has a single exon. The coding region runs from base 1 to 225 and encodes 74 amino acids.
AUGAAAUCACUCACCGAUAAAUAUUUUAAUAAAUUUGAAAUUAGCUUUUUAGAUAUUUGUGGCCAUUCCAUUAGUUUUAAUUCAGCAUCAUUAUUGCAUGGUGGAACUUCUAUUUCUACUAUUUUAGAAUCAAUUUCAAAAUGUCCAACAUGCUCAUCAAUAGAAAGUAUUAAAUAUGGAUUAAAAGCUUUUGUUACCAUGAAUUCAGAUAAAAUCGAAUACUGA